GACUUUGUUGUUUUCUAGGGUAUGGGAUACAACAUAAAGGUUAUCAUUGUUGGGAUCUAAUGUCACAAAAACUCUGUGUCUCUUGUCAUGUUGUUUUUUUGGGAACACACUAUGUUUACUUCUUUUUUUGAAUUCAAAGUGUCUCCUUCUCAUCAAACUCCCAUCUUCACUAAUCCACCCUUUGAGUUUUUUCCUAGUGAUGAUGUAGGGUCUACUGAUGAGCUUUCAAAUGAUCAAACUACCACGGCUCCUGUUUUAGAAGAUGUCUCCUCUGCGGAUGUUGCACCUGGAACAAAUGAGAUUGAAAAUCCACUAGAUACUUCCUCUUCUAGCCAUCCUACUCGAGUAAGAAAUCCACCUAUACGUCUUCAAGAUUACUAUUGUUUUUCUACACUUACCUCUUUACAUGAACCUCAGUGCUAUAAGGAAGCUUCUUUAGAUCCUCAAUGGCAACAAGCUAUGAAAGAGGAAUUACAAGCUUUGAAAAAGACAUGUACUUGGGAUUUGGUUAAUCUUCUUACUGAUAAGACUCUUGUUGGAUGCAAGUGGGUAUAUAAGAUUAAAACUUGUUCUGAUGGAUCAGUGAAGCGCUAUAAGGCACGUCUGGUGGCAAAGGGUUUUACACAGGAAUAUGGCGUUGAUUAUAAGGAGACCUUUACUCCUAUUGCUUGUCUUACCACAGUACGUAGUUUACUAGCUAUUGUUGUUGUAUGUAAAUUGAAGUUGUUUCAGAUGGAUGUGAAGAAUGCCUUUUUCAAUGGUGAUUUGGAAGAGGAGGUUUAUAUGGAACCGCCUCUUAGACUUACUCAUCCUCCGAAUAAGGUAUGUCGAUUACGAUUAGCCUUAUAUGGUUUAAAGCAGUCUCCUCGAGCUUGGUUUGCAAAAUUCAGUUCUACUAUAACUGAGUUUGGUUUCACAUCUAAUCCACAUGAUACUGCUUUAUUCGUCCAUAAAUCUGCUCAGGGAAUGGUUCUCUUACUUAUAUAUGUUGAUGAUAUGAUUAUCACUGGAGAUGAUGUUUUAGGGAUUGAUGAGCUUAAGUAGUUUCUCAACCACAGAUUUGAGAUGAAAGACCUUGGCUCUUUGAGUCAUUUUUAGGACUUGAAGUUACAUCCUCAGAUGAUGGCUAUCUUCUCUCUCAAGUGAAAUGUGCAUCAGAUCUCAUAUCUAAAGCUGGUAUCAUUGAUGGCAAGAUUGUCUCCACACCUCUUGAAUCAAACGUCAAGCUCACA
This is a messenger RNA of Rubroshorea leprosula, 1232 nucleotides long. NCBI's taxonomy places the organism in Eukaryota, Viridiplantae, Streptophyta, Magnoliopsida, Malvales, Dipterocarpaceae. The record is from the annotation of a GenBank genome assembly.